Messenger RNA from Papaver somniferum (opium poppy), 2755 nucleotides. RefSeq names its product protein argonaute 12-like. The coding region runs from base 1613 to 2479 and encodes 288 amino acids. The record is from RefSeq and is a predicted model, not a curated record. Lineage: Eukaryota; Viridiplantae; Streptophyta; Magnoliopsida; Ranunculales; Papaveraceae. The transcript has 7 exons.
AUGAUAUAGGAAAUAAGCUUUUGGAUGAAGCAGAUGGGGUUGAGAAUUACGCUGAAUUCAUCAGGCUAACAGCAAACUGCUAUAAGGAAGAAGAGGAAGCGGAAGAUGAGGAUCCUAGAAAAGCUGAAGUUACACCACUAUAUGUUGGGAUGGAAUGGGGUUCUUUUACAGAGUGCAGAGAGUAUUUAAGAGACUAUGGUAUUAGCAAAAGAUUCGGGAUGAGAAAAAUUAUGAACAACAAAGUAAGAAAAGAGUAUGUGUGUGAUGAUGAUAACUGUGGUUGGUUUGUGAAGUGUAUCUCAAUGAGUGACAAUGUUACUUUUAGGCUCAAGAAAGGUGAGUUUAAGCAUACUUGUCAACCAAGAGGGAUGGAAAAUGCGUUAGCAAGUGGGUGGCACACAAGAUUCUGGGAUAUGUAAGAGACAACCCUGACUGCAAGCCUAAAGCUAUAAGGAGAAGAGUUAAGAGGAAGUAUAAGGUGAAUAUUUCAUAUUGGACAGCUUGGCAUGCUAGGUGGAGGUGUUUGGAGAUGAUAUUGGGAAGCUUUGAAGAUUCUUACGCUAAAGUUCCUGAUUUGUGUGAGCAAAUAAAGAAGGACAAUCCUGGUAGCAUUGCUGCAUUCAGUAGAGAUAGUAGAACAAAGCAGUUCACAGGCUUGUGUGUGGCUUACAAUGCUAGUCUAGAAGGCUUUAAAGAUGCUAGACCAAUGAUUGGUUUAGAUGCUUACCACAGUAAUGGCAAAUAUGGCGGGGUGAUUAUGAGUGAUACAGCUUUGGAUGGUAACGGUGGGUUAUUCCCCCUUGCAGUCUACUUCACAAGGUUAGAGUGUAAAGAGACUUGGAAUGCGUUUUUGGAGAUCAUUGCACCUAGUUUGCACCUCCACGACAAGCCUUUGACCUUCAUUAGUGAUAAACAAAAAGGUAUAGAGUAUGGUGUUCAAAGACAGUUUGGUUAUGUCAAUCAUUUUCACAGGCUCUGUUUUAGACAUCACUACAAGAACAUGAAGAUGAAGCAUCCCGGACCUGAGAUAGAGAAGCUUGCUUGGAAAGCAGCCAAGUCCUACAAUGAAAUUGAUUAUAAUCAAGCAAUGAAGGAUCUAGGUGAAACAAAGAUGCAAGCAAGAGAAUAGCUGGAGAAACAUGACUUAUCUCAGUGGACAAGAUGGAAGUUUGACAAGACAAGCAAGUGUGAGCAUGUAACUAACAACUUCAGUGAGUCCUGGAAUAGUUGUAUUCAUGACUUAAGGGCAUUACCCAUCUGCAAGUUUGUUCGGGAGUACCAGAUUCUGAUCAUGAGGUUGAUGCAUGACAGGAAAGAAGUUGCGCUAAGUGAACAAUGGAACCCAGAUGGGUUAGUUCCAAAGGCAGAAAAAAGAUUAGAUAUGCAUAGAAAUAGGCAACAUUUGUUUACUUGUUACCAUUCUACUAAUGUUAAGUGGCUAGUGGAAAGUGACAAUGAUAUGUCUUACAAGGUUGAUUUGGAUAAGAAGAGUUGCGCAUGUGGGGCAUGGGAGGUAGGUGGAAUUCCAUGUGUUCAUGUGAUGGCAGUUAUCUUCCCUAUGGGUCAUGAUGAUAAUAGGUAUGUAGAUUAGUGCUACACUGUUGAAACCUAUAUGAAGAUGUAUGCAGGGAGUGUUGAAGCAUUGGAUCCCAUUGAAACAUGGCCACCUAAUGAGUACAUUGUUAAGCCACCAAGACUAGUAAGGCCAGCUGGUAGGCCAAGAACCCAGAGGAUCAAGGGUAGAGACGAUCCUGGAUACGACAACAGGAAUGCACAUAGAUGCGGGAGGUUUGGACUGUAUGGGCAUCAUAGAACUACUUGCAAAGGAGCUCCAGAUGGAUGUGAAUCUUCUACUGGUCUUCACAUAUACCAUGCUCCACAUAUUAGAAGGCCACCAAAUACAACUGGAACUGGUGAACAUGUGAACUAUAGCAGGACAGUAAGAUCCACUGCGGGUAUUAGGACAACUGGUUUUCAUGGUAGUAGUGUUGGUGCAAGUGGAAGUGGUGGUGGUGGUGGUGGUGGUACAAAUGUAACAGUUGCUGCAACUGUAACUGGUGAUGAUGCAAUUGGUGCUUCUACUCAGCCUGCCAGAGGUGGUACUACUAGGAGAAGAGGAAGAGUUGGUGCUACUAAAGGAAAAAGAGGUGGUGCUAGGGGAAGGAAUGGUGGGGCUUCUACUCAGUCUGCUAGAGUUGAAGGCCAAUACUAUCCAGAGACUCAGCCUGCAAGAGGAAGAGGUAGGGGUAGAGCUAUAAGGAUGCCAGGUGCAGGUUUUGGUGUAGGCCAAUAUUAUCCAAUUGAAAACAUAGCAAGAAGGGCUUCAAGGAUGGAGCACUUGUUGUUUGGAGAUGCUGGUGCUGCUGCCGAACCACAACAACCAACUGCAGGAGAACCACAACAACCAGCUGCAGAACCACAGCGUCCACCUGCCAAGAGAGCGAAAACCGGCCCUCAAUUAGUGCAAUGGAGGUACUAAUUUACAUGACACUGAAGUUAUAAUGCUUCACCUUCUGCUUGAAUAGAAGUUUUUUGGUAAAUACACCCUUUUUAGUUGAAUAGAAAUUUUUUGGUGAUGGCACUUUUUUGCUUGAAUGAUAGUGACAUUCAGUAAUUUCACUUAACAAUAGCCAUUAAUGAACACAACUUUUGUAUAAAUUGCAUUAACAUUCUGUAUGUAUUUAUGAAUGAAAAUGGCAGUGACAUUCUCUAUGUAUUUAUGAAUGAAAAUGGCAGGUGAAACCAUCUUUUGGAU